GGUCCAUUUCUGGGGCCAUCGUGCAAAACUCCAUAACGUUACCAUCUUCACACGGUUUCCACGCAGCAGUAGGAACGGCAGUGAGCCAUCCUGACACAAUGGGUCGUCACUUUGGAGAUUUGGCCAGGAUAAGACAUAUAAUUACUUACUCCAUCUCCCCCUUUGAGCAGCGGGCUUUCCCUAACUACUUUUCAAAAGGAAUUCCUAAUGUUUGGAGGCGAUUCACAGGCUCUGUCUUUAAGAUUGCACCCCCCAUAAUUUUGAUGUGCCUCAUCUACACAUGGGGCAGUCAAGUUCACGAGCAGAGCAAAAGGAAGGUUACUGCAGACUAUGAGAAUGACAAGUAAAGCUUGUCUGUGUUAACACUGUCCAUGUUUCACAUUUGUUUAAUUUAUCAAUAAAGAAGAUUGCUGAGAAAAUGGGA
Molecule: messenger RNA, 424 nt
Organism: Electrophorus electricus (electric eel)
Lineage: Eukaryota; Metazoa; Chordata; Actinopteri; Gymnotiformes; Gymnotidae
Gene: uqcrq
Product: ubiquinol-cytochrome c reductase, complex III subunit VII
Biological process (GO): mitochondrial electron transport, ubiquinol to cytochrome c
Cellular component (GO): respiratory chain complex III
Source: RefSeq, a predicted model, not a curated record